AUGAUGCGUGAACCACGCCAACCACGUUCAUUUCUCGACCAGUCAGCCAUUUUAAAUUACCUCUAUGUCCUCCUCUAUCAUACGGUGAUUACAUUCAACAUCUUGACACCUGCCGUCUAUUGGUCACUUUUAUCAGGGACCCUUCUCAAUAAGACAGAUGCAACGCCAACUGAUUGGUGGAUGGCAGCUUCUCUUCAUGCAACGUCCUUCUUUAUCAUGAUGUUUGAGGUGUUCUUGUCAAGGAUGGUGAUUAGUGUACGCAUUGUGGUGCCUGUCUUUUGCAUCGUGCUUUGUUACAUGCUGCUGACAUUUAUCAUUUAUGGAUCGGAACACUGGUGGGUGUAUUCUUUUCUCGAUUGGAAUCAAGGUCCAUCAGCAGCAAUUUGGUACUUUAUCGUGGCGUUUGCAGUAGUGAUUUGCUUUUUUCUCCAAUGGGGUAUCCAUAAGCUCCGAGAUUGCUGUGCACCAUCGAGUGACUUGGUCACUGAUGAUGAUCGAACCGAACGUGUUGACUUGGAUGAUAACUACAAGAUCACUGAUCUUGCCAAUGAGGACAAGCGAUACUAUUCACAAACCCUGGUUGAGAGCAGCAUCGAAUCACACAUCACGCUUGGAGCAUCCUCUACUGAACAUCUUGCAUAA
Lichtheimia ornata is the source of this 642-nucleotide messenger RNA. RefSeq lists its product as uncharacterized. Gene Ontology annotation, cellular component: membrane. The record is from RefSeq and is a predicted model, not a curated record. Bases 1 to 642 code for a protein of 213 amino acids. Lineage: Eukaryota; Fungi; Mucoromycota; Mucoromycetes; Mucorales; Lichtheimiaceae. The transcript is spliced from 4 exons.